Colletotrichum phormii is the source of this 3024-nucleotide messenger RNA. RefSeq lists its product as uncharacterized. Gene Ontology annotation, biological process: carbohydrate metabolic process. Bases 1 to 3024 code for a protein of 1007 amino acids. Gene Ontology annotation, molecular function: chitin binding; hydrolase activity, hydrolyzing O-glycosyl compounds. The transcript has 8 exons. NCBI's taxonomy places the organism in Eukaryota, Fungi, Ascomycota, Sordariomycetes, Glomerellales, Glomerellaceae. The record is from RefSeq and is a predicted model, not a curated record.
AUGGCCAAAGUACUGCUUCUUCUCUUUUCUUUCGUCACUCUUUUUCACGUUUCUUUGCAACAAGGCCCCGAAUGUAGCGCCACGCAAUUGUGUCCCAUCGGAUGCUGUUCUAAAUCUGGAUACUGCGGUACAGGUCCGGACUUUUGUGGGUUACGUCCAUCAUGCAGCGUCAGCGAUACUCCUAUUACCCGUGUAAUCGGCUACUAUGAGGCUUGGUCCACGACAAACCGUCCAUGCUAUAACAUGCUGCCCGAAAAGAUUCUAUUCGGAUACUACACCGAUCUCAUAUUUUCAUUUUUGACCAUUGGCCCAAAGACAUUUGAAAUCAAGGCUGUCGACACUCAGACGGCAGAAUUCAUGCAAAGAAUUGGUGCUAUCAAGCUCAUUCAGCCCGAUAUCAGGAUCUGGAUUGCUUCAUUCAUUGACUCACUCAUUAAGAUGAUGAACCAGUAUGGUUUCGAUGGUAUUGACAUUGACUGGGAGUAUCCGGCUGCCGAUGAUCGCUUCGGCAAAGAAGCCGACUUCAAAAGCUUCGUCACCUUCAUGAAGUCGCUGGGUCAGAGGAUGCAUUUCUUUGACCAGAAGAAGUUGGUCUCCUUGACUCUUUCUUCCAGCUUUUGGUAUCUGCAGCACUUUGAUCUCAAGGAACUUCAGAAGCAUGUAGACUGGUUCAAUGUCAUGAGUUACGACCUUCACGGCUCUUGGGACAUUCACAAUAAGUUUACUGGUCCUUACGCCGAUUCUCACACCAACAUGACCGAGAUCCAGGAUGCCCUUGACCUGAUAUGGCGCAACGAUGUCCCGCCGGAGAAGGUCACCUUUGGAAUGUUUUUUUACAGCCGCAGCUUCACUCUUCAAAACGCUGGAUGUAACACUCCUGGAUGUGUUGUCAGCUCUGGAGGAAAUGCGGGCGAGUGUUCAGGCACGACAGGUGUUCUUCUGCACCCCGAGAUCGCGGAUAUUGUGAGCAAGAACAAUCUCUCACCUACGCUUCAUCGAGACGCGGCUGUCAAGUCUGUGUCUUGGGGUGACCAGUGGACAACGUUUGACGACUUGGCAACAUGGAGGCUCAAGGCAAACAUCAUCCGCGGACAGUGUAUCCCAGGAGUAAUGGUUUGGGCCAUGAGUCAGGACAACAAGGACAACAGCACCAUUAUCUCUCUCACAUCAGCUCUUGGCCGCAAGGCGAUGGACCCGCCCAAAUUUGUUCCUGCUGAGCCCGUGGAACAACCGCCCAAGGUUGCAGAGCUAUGUCGAUGGUCAGGAUGUUACCAAGACUGCCCAGCAGGUUUCAAGACUGUGCAGCGCGACGGCCAUGAGGAGAUCAUGCUUACCAGUGAGAACUGUCUCGAUGGCUGCGAGAGUGGCAAGGUCAAGGUCGGCUCCCUCCGCGUCGGCUGCAACUUCUCUCACCAGGCUGCUUGCUGCACCGACGUGGCGUCCACCACCUCCUACGGCAUGUGCAAGUGGGUCGGUGAAUCGCCGACCUGCGACCAAGACUGCCCAAGCGAUUAUCCUAACAAGAUCUUCUCGUCGCAGAUGGCCGGGGGAGGCGAGCAGCCUUGUAUUUCAGGAACGAAGAACUAUUGCUGUCAGGAGCCCAAGCCCGCGGCCUUCGACAAGUGUGACUGGGUCGACAAGGGCAACCCACCGAGCUGUCUCAGCGGCCAGAUCAAGCUGUCAUCUGAGGUUGGCGGUUUGGCUCAAGACAACGACUGUAUGGGUGGCGCGAGAGCAUAUUGCUGCGAGCCUGCUCAGGUGCUGAAACCCCGUGGUGACGAUGAUCCUUUUGGAGGCAAGCAGAACAAGGAGUUCCAGCUGCUUCUUGAGGCUUAUGCGAAGAAUCCUACAUGCUCUGCCACGAUCUUGCAUCUGUCAGAAGGUAACAUGUUCGGCAACACCAUCACCAAGCGCAAUCUUCAGGCGGAGGCCGCACACUACCGGUUUUUGAAUGGCAGAGCAACAGACUGCGAAUCCGACCGGUUCGACAGGAUGAUUUUAUUUGCUGCUCUUUUGCUCACCACCACUGAGUCGCUCCUGGAACCUUUGAGUCUUGUUUACGAUGAUCUAUUCGCGGGCGGCUAUGACGAGGAACUUAUGACCACCAACAUCAGAAAUUAUUACGCCGAGCGUCCCGAAAUCGAUCCUAAUGCUCUAAUAAGAUACGUCUUCAUUAACCAGACUGCUUCUGGGCCUGGUCUGAGGCGUGCUAGGAGGGCGGAAACUACGUUCUGCGAGCUCAUUCCUACAGCAAAGCGCGCAGAGAGAGGUGUUGCAGGCAAUUCCAAGAACAACGGCGAGACCGGUCAGCCUGACAUGUCCACAAUCCUUGAGGGUAUCCUGAGCGGCGACUUGAGCCUCCAUUACGCGCGUUGGCAACACAUCGACAACCAGGGUGGUCCUAUGCUUGAAUUAGCAUACUGGAUCGGCCGCACACCCGGUGUACCGGAGGGCAGCGACUUUGACAGAUUUCGAGACGAGUGGGAACACGAAGAAGAGCGCUGGGUCGUCUUCCAUUUUCACGUCAACCAGGACAUCGAUUGGGUCGCCCACGUCGAUGGUCGCACCCGUGUAGGUGUCCAGGCACUCCGAGUAUUUCACGGGUACGAAUCGAAUGAGGUACCAGGCAGUGGACAAGCGUGGCGUGUGGACAAUACGGGUUCCAAUUCCGAGCGUGAUGGUUUCUCAUGUCCGGAUGACCAGCUUUGGUGGGUCGGGUCCGAAAGGGACCUGCCGACUGACCAGUUUGAAUUUGAUAUGGUCUUUUUUGAGAGAUUCCAGCAGUGGGGUCGGGUGUUGUUUGAUGAUGGCUAUCUGGCCACACGGGGACUGGACUUGAUCUUCACGAACCAGGGCGGCUCCAGGGUCAACAACAAUGGAAACGAAGACCUUAACCCCGACAACCAGGGACUACUACUACGUGGCGGACGCGCUCAUCCGGGCUUUGGCGUCAUCAUGCAGGAUGUCAAUUUUCUGAUCAACGACUACGGUUACAAUUUCAGGCCUAUAGAUCCUGAUGCUUAA